Messenger RNA from Paracoccidioides lutzii Pb01, 1335 nucleotides. RefSeq lists its product as hypothetical. The transcript has 4 exons. The record is from RefSeq and is a predicted model, not a curated record. Gene Ontology annotation, biological process: transcription initiation at RNA polymerase II promoter; transcription by RNA polymerase II. The coding region runs from base 1 to 1335 and encodes 444 amino acids. Gene Ontology annotation, cellular component: transcription factor TFIIA complex.
AUGUCAAACCAGCAGGUGGGCGUUGUGUUUGAUCGGGUUAUUCAGGAAGUAUGCGACUUGUCCCAGAUUGACUUUGAAGAGGGCGGUGUGGACCAGCAGACACUGGAAGAUCUAAGAAAGGGAUGGCGGAAGAAACUGUCCUCACUUGGGGUUGCCCACUUUCCCUGGGAUCCUGCUCCCCAGCCUGCCCCACCUGCCUCUCAACAACCGCCGCAACCUCAGCAUCCACAACAACCACAGACCCCUAUUCCUGCUGCCCCUGUCACGGUCCCCUCCAAUGACCCUAUGACCGCGACCCCACCACCUCAAACCAAUCAAUUUUCCCAACAACCCCAGCAGCAACCCCAGCAGCAACCCCAGCAGCAGCAGCAGCAGCAGCAGCAGCAGCUACCUUUACAGGUCUCUUCUCCAACAGCUGAAUCCUCAGUCACCGAAGUUGGUGUCAAAACAGAAUCCGGGUAUCAACCUACUCCCUCAGGCCUGCCUCCGGUGAACCCAUCAACUCUCGCACAGCAGCGUGCUGCAAAUGCGUUGCAUCAGAGAUAUGGAGCGGCGGCUGCUAACCAAGUCCAUCAGCUACAAGCACAGUCGCAAGCUGCUGCAUUGUCACUUCCGGGAGCACAGAAACUCCCCGGUGUGGCAGGUUCUUUCACCCAUGGUCAAAAGCCAGUUCAACAACCUCAACAAUAUCAGAACCCCGCCCAGCAGCAACCACCACCACAGCAGCAACAGCAGCAGCAGAGACCCCUAGUGAACAAUUCACAAACUGACGGCGCUGGCGAUUCAUUAUAUGAAUGGAAAGCCGAAGUUUCCCGCAGGAGGGAAGCUGCAGCAAAGGACAAGGGUCAAUUUGACGACUCUCUCCGUUCCUACGUAGAAUCCCGGGGACUACAACUUGAAGCCGGUGGUCUUCUAGCACCCCUGAGCGAACAGUCAAGUUUUGCUAAGGGCACAAAACGCAAGGCUCAUCUCAUGACUAACCCCUCUAGUGCCUCUGAGGGAUUGGAUCCCGCUUCUGCCUCUCCAUCCGCCAACCCCACAGUUACUAUCACAGCAUCUGGCCCAGCUCCCUAUGACGGGGUGGGUGACUAUAAUGGCAACGCGCGGGGCGAGGAGGAUGAGGACGCCAUCAACUCUGAUCUGGAUGACCCGGACGACCUGCUUGAUGACUCCAAUGAUGGCGAUGAUGCAGUUGGACAAGUCAUGCUGUGCACAUAUGAUAAGGUUCAGCGCGUCAAGAGUAAAUGGAAGUGCACGCUUAAGGAUGGGAUUCUGACGUCUGGCGGGAAAGAGUAUGUGUUUCAUAAGGGCAACGGCGAGUUUGAGUGGUAUUAG